GGGCGGGGAGGAGGAGGAGGAGGGAGGUGAGGGAGAGGCGGGCGGCGGGAGCCUUCCCUCCCUCUCUCCCUCCUCCCGCAUGCCCUUCUCCGCCGCCCCCUCACCUCCGGAGGAGAGCACCCGCAGCAGACAGGUCGCUGCCCCGGCCCGGGCAAGCUCUGGCCGCCUCCGCAGGUGGUAUUUCCUUCUGAUGGCCUUUCUAUGUGGACCACCCUCUGUCAUCCUGCUCAGCCCAUUUUGAUUUUGACUUAAAUGUAGGCUCCUAGUCUGGCGUAAAGCUGAUGGGUGGGAGCAAAGGUAAAGAAUGAUGUAAUGCAGCAGCAGCCAGAAAGCAUCUUUUGUCUGAAUUGUGAAAUGGCUACUCCAUAGUCAUCUCCCAAUGAAUCAGAUGUGAGGGGCUGCUUUGUGGAGCGAACCCUUUGUAACACCACAUCAACUGGAAGCAGGAGGAGACAUUCAGUUGAAGAGCUCUUUCUGAAAAUGGGUUUAACUUUUCUUUUGCCAGUCACUACCAGCAUGACCUCAUACACUUCUAGUACAAUGGUGUGGCUAAGCCUUUGAGUACACAGCCAUUACAUCAUCGCAGCAAAUUAGAGAGGGAGGUGGUGAAAGAGGCCUUAUUGUUGUCAUGGCCGAUGAGAUGAUCAGGACUCAACUCAUUGUCGCCGAGAAGUUGGUGGCUUUGCUGGAGAGUGGUACAGAAAAAUUGCUGCUGAUUGAUAGCCGCCCCUUUGUGGAAUACAAUACAUCCCACAUCUUGGAUGCCAUCAACAUCAACUGCUCCAAGCUGAUGAAGCGGAGGCUGCAGCAGGACAAAGUUUUGAUUACAGAGCUCAUUCAGCAUUCAGCAAAACACAAGAUUGAAAUAGAUUACAAGCAGGAAGUGGUGGUGUAUGACCAAAGCUCUAAAGAUGUGACCUCUCUCUCAUCUGACUGCUUUCUGACUGUGCUCCUGGGCAAACUGGAGAAGAAUUUCAGCUCUGUGUAUCUGCUUUCAGGUGGAUUUGCCGAGUUCUCCAGCUCUUUCCCUGGUCUCUGUGAAGGAAAAUCCACCCUGGUUCCUACUUGCAUUUCUCAGCCCUGCCUCCCUGUCUCCAACAUUGGCCCAACCAGAAUCCUGCCUCAUCUCUACCUGGGGUGUCAGCGGGAUGUCCUUAACAAGGAGCUGAUGCAGCAGAAUGAUAUUGGGUAUGUACUAAAUGCCAGCAAUACUUGUCCAAAGCCUGAUUUUAUUCCGGAAUCCCACUUCCUGAGAGUGCCUGUGAACGACAGCUUUUGUGAGAAAAUUUUGCCUUGGUUGGAUAAAUCAGUUGAUUUUAUAGAAAAAGCAAAAGCAUCAAAUGGCCACGUGUUAGUGCACUGUUUAGCUGGAAUAUCUCGCUCUGCCACAAUCGCUAUUGCAUAUAUCAUGAAGAGAAUGGAUAUGUCCUUAGAUGAAGCUUACAGAUUUGUGAAAGAGAAGCGGCCAACCAUUUCUCCCAACUUCAACUUUCUGGGACAGCUUUUGGACUUCGAGAAAAAAAUCAAGAACCAGAGCGGGCAGCCUGGACAUAUCAGUAAACUGAAACUUCUGCAUUUGGAAAAAAGCAGUGAGCACAUGCUGGUCCCAGAAGGUGGGCAGAGCAGCCUCUCCACGAACCAGCUCUGCAUCACGGCUACCUCCGAGAUCGUGGAGCAGAAGCCGCCGGACUGUGGCAGCGUGCCACGCGGGCACUUGUCCCCCCUGGAAGAUGGCCCGCUGGUACAGGGCAUAAAUGGACUGCACGUCUCCCUGGAUAAGGUGGAGGACAGCAACCGGCUGAAACGCUCCUUUUCCUUGGACAUCAAAUCUGUAUCCUACUCGGCGAGCAGCAGCUGCGUGGCCACGUCGGUUCAGGGCUUCGCCUCCUCCGAAGACACCCUGGAGUACUACAAACACACGACCGCUUUGGAAGGCAGCAGCAAGUUGUGUCAGUUCUCCCCUGUCCAGGAGGUCUCGGAGCAGAGCCCAGAAACCAGCCCUGACAAAGAGGAAGCCAACCCUCCCAAGAAACCCCCGAACACGUGGCAGCUGGACAGCCAGAGCAAAAGGCAACACCCAGGCAGAGCCAGCGGCGGCGCCGCCUCUCAGCGGUCGCUCCUCUACCCCCUGCACCGGAGCGGCAGCAUGGAAGACAACUACAGAACGAACUUCUUGUUUGGUCUCUCCACCAGCCAGCAGCAUUUGGCCAAGUCUGCUGCUGGGCUGGGUCUCAAAGGCUGGCACUCGGACAUCUUGGCUCCUCAGACAUCGGCUCCGUCCCUCCCCAGCAGCUGGUAUUUUGCAGCAGAGUCCUCCCAUUUCUACUCGGCCUCCGCCAUCUACGGGAACAACGCCGCUUACUCUGCCUACAGCUGCAGUCAGCUGCCCACGGGCUGUGACCAGGCCUCUGCCGUGCGCAGAAGGGCGAAGCAGGGUGACAGAGGUGACUCCAGGAGGAGCUGGCACGAGGAGAGCUCUUUUGAAAAGCAGUUCAAGCGCAGAAGUUGCCAGAUGGAGUUCGGAGAGAGCAUCAUGUCGGACAACAGAUCCAGAGAAGAACUGGGGAAAGUAGGCAGUCAGUCGAGUUUUUCGGGCAGCAUGGAAAUCAUCGAGGUGUCUUGAGGGACAGCAGGCUUGUGGGACUCUGUCGGAGUUGCUCCCCCCUCCAGGCUGCUCCUCCAGCAUUUGAGAGGUCCCUGUAAAUCUGAAACAAAAUGGACUUUGUGCCAAAAUGUUGGGGGGCGGGAAGAAAUGUGAGGCUUCAGUUGUGAACGCAGUGACUGGAUUCAUGUGGCAAAGAAAUGAUAAGUGAGCGUCUGCCCAAGGAAACCAGAAAAAAACCGCUGGGUUUUUCUCCUCCCCUUUUCUGGAAAAGGGCAGAACAUUUCAGAGACCUUUCCCUGACAGAGGAAGAAAUUAUAUGCAAUGGAUUGCACAUCCUUUCAGUGGUUUUCAAAAAGGAAGCUCUCUCGGUAUCAAAGCCUUUCUCUGCUUCCACUGAAACACGCUCCUACUCAUCAAAGCUCGUUGUGUUCUCCCCUCCUCAUGCCCCACGUCUUCACCAGUGCACCUUAGCCCUGACACUGAGCCAACCUCUGGAGGGAGAACUUCUUCCCCUAAGAAAGGAGUCCAGGAGCGAUUCCAAAGGACGCAGGGACUGGUUACAGCAAGGCUGGGCUGAACACACACCGUUCAGACAAGUGUAAAUACUGGUGUAACUAUUGUUCUAAUGGGUAGGCUUUAGGUGAUUCUCUAGAGAGCUGCUUCAGAGAAAAAAUAAAAAAAAUAAAAUAAAACCCAGUACCUCAAAAACAUAAAAAAUAAACUAGGGCUUUAUGGCUGCCAGAUGCUGGUAGUCAGUUCAUAAGCAAUGUGAACAAGUACUGACUAGCCACAUUUAAAUUUUUGUUUUGUUUUUUAAAGCUGUCUACGCACAAGUGUUUCAGUUGGCUCAGCAGCAAUUCUUAAAAAGAGAUGAACCGUACCUGUGACUCUUUCCCCUGGUCUUUUGAAGCAUAAAAUAAGCAGUAUUUGUAUUUUUUCCUAUCAUGCUGGCUUCUGGGAGAGGAGUAGCCACUUUGGCUUCUAAGUUAUAAUGGAGUGGUUUAAUACUUAGGGUUACGUGCAAGAGAAGUGGCUGGUACAUUACCAUAUCUUUUUUCUUGCCUGUUGACAAUUCAGUAAGUGUCUCUUGAAGGGGCUUUUUUUGUGUUUUUUAAAGAUAAAAAUGAGUUGGGAUGGGCUGUUGUCCUUAACUGAGCAGUACCAUUAAGGAAGUGCUCUUCAUGUGUGGUUUCAGUCACGUGUGGGGUGGGGGCAAUUCAGGUGAUUUGGUUUGGUUUUUUUUUUUUUUCCAUCCUGACAUCCUCACCCAAACUGCAGGAACUCAAAUGCAGAAACUUCUCACGUGUUUUGCUGACCUUACUUGAGAAAAAAACAGUCUGUACACCUGCCCAGGGAAAAUGGAAGGGGACCUCCAGCAUCCUGUCUUAGAGUGUGUGGAAGAAAGGGGGGUUGAGAAGAGACAGCUUUGAUGGGAAGCCUGCUCACCUUGCACGCUUGCAGCUCCCAAGGACCUUGAUCCUGGCCACUGUCCUUUGUUACAGCAAAUGUUCUUUCCCAGCGUGCUGAGGCCUCAUUUGGUGGCAGACACUUCCAGCUGUCCUGCUGCUGGCAGGUGCCACAUCCUUGCCUUCACCACGCUAGCUUGAGGAGGUGUCACUUCCCUGCUGCCCACGUUUCAUGGGCAUUAAGCACAGCCCUUCUCGUGGUGAUUUUGACAGCAUCCCUGCUGCUUCUCCCUCCAGCUCCUGGUGCACGUGGUGCCUCCCCUGCUCCCCCUUCACAAAUGGUUUUGUGUUUGAGGAUUGCAGCCAGUGAGGGGUGGUACCGGAGGCACAGCAGAAAGCUUCACCUUUCCUGCUCUGAUGGGAGCUCUGCUCGUGGUCUCUUGUCUUCCCCUGGACCCCUCAGAACACGCCAGUUGGGGGUGGGGAGAACUGCAUUAUUUUGCCCCAAUUCAGUGCAGGCAGCUGUAAAUCAUAUUAUCACAUGUAACAAAUACUUAACCCUGGCCAGCAGCAUUAAAUAAAUAAAUAAAUCAAUCUGUCAGCAGCAAACUGAAGCCCUAAUUCAAGUCAGCAGCUUGGGUUAUAUUUUGGGUUUUUGUUUCUUUUUGUUUGUUUGUUUCUUUUUUUUUUUUUUUUUUUUUAACUGUAAGUUUAGCUAGUUUGUGACUCAAAUCUCAGGUUUUACUAUAUUGAAAAAUGGAGAAGAUUUUGUCAUUGUCUUGUAUUGUGGCUAGGAUGUGACUUCAGUUUCCUACAGUGGACUGUUGAAAAUAGCACUGAAAGCUACAGCGUUGAUUACCUUGAUUCUAAAACGUGCAACAGGCAAGAGAGAGGCAGCACCAAGAGUAACUGAGCCCAGAGGCUGUGUUCCUGCUGUGUGUAUGAAGGAAGGGUAGUCUGGGCAAGGGACAGGCGUACAGCACACUGGAAAACAUGUCAGGUCUUGGCUAUUUGUUAAACAUACUGCCACUUGUGUCUGUUUGCGUAUCAAGUGAAAGCAAUUACAUUACAACUACAUCAGCAUAUAUACACAUUCUGUCUGUGUGUGUAUAUAUAUAUGCAUGUAAAGGGUUUAGCAGUGCUCCUCUCAGCCAGAUUUCAGUAGAAGUCUGUGUCUCUGAUUUAAAGGAGUUAACUGGGGUUAACACAAAUCAGUCCCCAGAGGCAGAAAACAGAAUCCUCCUGGGUUUUGUGCUGUUUCAGAGGUGUGUGUCCUUCCCUUUUUGCUAUACAUACAAAUUAUGUACAUUUGGGUUUUGCUUGGUUAAUCACUUUCGGAGGAACUGAAAUCUGGUCUGGCUCCUCCUGAUUUCCAAUCCACUAUAGUCAGUAAAUAAAUCAAAGCUGUAGGCUCAGUAUUUUUAGGGGGCAGGUUCCUGUAGGAGGAAGCCUUAACCCCAUGUCCUGCACAGGGUGAUGCCUGUCUCCCAUCUGAACUAAUGUCCUGUACCUGAACAAUGCUGGAAAUGGUUUGUAGAAGUUUGGAAAGCAAAGUGGAGGAUGUGAGGGUUGGGGGGAAAUGUGUACAUGUUCAAUAUGAAUAUAAUGUUCUUUGGUGUAUGGUAAGCUGUUUAAAUGGUUCAGAGAUGUGAGUUUCUCAUCUUGUUGUGUCAUGAGCAUUACCUGUAUGUUAUGAAAUAAAAUCAGAAAUGGUACCUGUUUAUAUAGAA
Molecule: messenger RNA, 5741 nt
Organism: Calypte anna (Anna's hummingbird)
Lineage: Eukaryota; Metazoa; Chordata; Aves; Apodiformes; Trochilidae
Gene: DUSP16
Product: dual specificity phosphatase 16
Exons: 8
Coding region: 629-2623 (664 amino acids)
Biological process (GO): protein dephosphorylation; negative regulation of MAPK cascade
Cellular component (GO): cytoplasm; nucleus
Molecular function (GO): MAP kinase tyrosine/serine/threonine phosphatase activity; protein tyrosine/threonine phosphatase activity
Source: RefSeq, a predicted model, not a curated record